AUGGUGUGACUGGCCAGUUAAGCUUUCUGACAUCCUUCUGUCUCACUAGAUCACAGUUGUUGAUGGAUGCUGUGGGCGAUUCUCUCCGCAGGGGGCUACCUGGGGGCGAGGGGUCAGUUCUAUAAUCUCCACUAUAGAAGAUCAAAUUUUGGGCUGUUCUUACAGUUUGGCUGUUGAGGUCCUGCCACAAUCCAUCCACUUCCAUCAUCUCACUAUCUGAUUGCCGUUUUAGUGGGUGAUCUAUGAUGAUGUGACCGGCCAGUUAAGCUUUCUGACAUCCUGCUAACAGAUCGCAAGCCUGGCCAUUGGGGCUUCUGGGGGGGGGGGACACGACGACGAUGGUGGUAAUAAAAGCUAUGGGGCCAAGGGCUGGACACUGAAACACCAGGCAUCUCCUUCCUUCCAAGAUGUGGAGAAUCCAACAGCCUCCCCACCUCUUCCUCCUCCUCCUGUCCUCCUCUCUGGUCGAACCAGGUGAGUUCAAAGACACACCCCACCUCUGCUGAACUGAGUUCUGCUAUUCCUCUGGGCCAAGCCAAUCUCAUUCCUUCCAUUCCUGAUGCUCAGGCUGCCCUUUGCAGGAGGUUUGUAAGCAGAGGCAGGGCUCAUAAUGCUACAAUGGCAAAGCCCUGCUUCAUGGAUCCUGCAAGGAGAAGCGGGUUGGGCUAUAGGACCUUGGAGACCCCUUCCAACUCUGACAAUUCUUCAUUUUCCAGAGUGAAGGUUUAUGGGGGGCGCGCGCGUUAAGUCUGAAUUGUACAUUAGACUCCUUCUAAACUCAUGAUCCUGUAUACUUGAGGUAAAACCAGUAAGAGGAAACUCGUUCCUUUGUUAUAGUCAUGGCUUUGGCUGGCCAGUUAAGCACUGCGAUUUACAAGUCCAGGGUGGCCCUUUUCCCUCCUCGUCUGGUUGGGGGUGGGGAAGAACAACAGGUUGAGGUGUGUGCUGUGCACGUGCGUAAGUUUUGUUGUCUGUUGGUUCAAGGGAAAAUAUGUACAAAAUACAGAAAAGAGAACUCCAGGAUGCCAAGAUCCAUGUCUGAGGCAAGUACUCUGGUGAGAAAGCCCCAGAGAUUUAAAAUUGCAAGAUACACAGCAAAGUAUAGCAUAGAAAUAUAGGAUGUUAGAGCUUUAAAAUUUGCCCUGAUGAGUUCCAAAACCUCCCUCUUGGCAUAAGAAAAGGACCACACAUGUAGUAAGUUAAAAAUGUUUUACUUACAAACUCUCCAAAGGUCAGAUUCAUGUGCAUGUCCAUACAUCAGAAAGGCUGCAUGGACAGUAACACUUAGUUUAAUUCCAAAGUGGUGAAAGUUCCUAAAUGAUUGGUAUUGGAUCUUGAGAGUGGCUUGUGAGAGCAACCAGCUUAACAUUUUCACACACUACGUUCAUCAGGUAGACUGGGGAGGGAACAAAGGCUUGAUUACCUAGUUGCUCCGGUGGUGAGGGGAAGUGCCCUUAGUUAAACCUGACAGGACAGCUUACUCUAUGGUAUCCACCCCUUCAUACAUUCACUAGGUUUAAACAUGUUUGUUAUAUGAGGCUGAUUAUUACACUAAUUUUUGGCUGAUGCUGGAAGCUGGAGAGAUAGAGGUUUGCAUUGCUCUGUGCCAGAAAUCGGGCUUCCCUGGAACCCUAAUGAGAAAGCAAGAUUUAUGGGUUGGUUCUGCUGAUGUUCAUUUCAAGGAAACUCAGCGCUGGGUUAAGCGAAGGGAUCCCUGGAGUCACUUGAUGCUCAGAGAUUGGGGUAAACAAUAUCUGUAACUGCAUGUGCAGACAUCCCAUUUCCAUUCCCCUGCUCCCUUCCCUUCAUUAACUCCCUGGCAAAGACGAUUGUAAGCUGACUGGGGUGCUGUCGUUUUUCUGCUUUGCAAAGAUGGAUGGUACCCAUAAGCUAAUAAGGGGGCCGUGGAAAGCCGCUGAUCUCCUCUUAUGAUUCUUACAGCUCUCUUGCGGAGUCGCAUAAUUGGAGGACAUGAAGCUGUACCUCAUUCCCGACCCUACAUGGCAACACUCAAAUCUGAAUUUGGCUUUGGGUGUGGUGGGUUCCUUGUGGCACCCCAGUGGGUAAUGACAGUAUCUGAAAGCCCUCCCUGAUGUGUAGCAGUGGCCUUUCAUUCCAUUUGCAAAUUGUUCCCCAUGAUACUUGAUGCAGGAGGAACAUCUUAAGGCAGUAAAAUCUUUAGGCAGAAAAGAGAGUCGAGAAGGCACCUUUCUGACAUGCAGGAGAUCCAAAGAACAGGUGGAGGAAGGCUUAGUGAAACAAAUGCAUAUCUCAGCGAAAAUAACCUAUAUAAGCAUAUUAUAUAUGGGGAAAUGGCAGAAUUGCAUAUAAAAAUGUGCAUAUUAGGACACAUUCACCCUAAAAUGCUGAUGAAUUUUGACAAGGGCUUUUUUUAAAGCAACAUAAAUACUGCAAACUGAUGUGGAAAUGUGAAGAACUGAAUUUAAGAUUGGAAAGAUGAGAAACUGAGGAAAAUCAAAAUUGGCCGAUUCCCCACCCUUCGGACCCACCCAAGAGAGAACAAUAGCUAAGGAUUAAUUCCAGGUUCUCUGAUGCUCUUGGAUUCCAGAGACAUGACGGUCGUCUUGAGGGCGCUCGAUCGUUCCGCCAUUGAGGACACUCAACAGGUGAUUGGCAUUGAGUCAUACCACAUGCACCCGGAAUAUAAUGACGUAACGGUCUCAAACGACAUCCUUCUGCUCAAGGUGAGUUGCUCUAAGCUCCCUCUUUCUCAGCACCUCAGAAGGCAGGGAUCACGAGGAAGAAGGAACAUGAAUGAGCCCCAGCCCGCCGUCCAACUCUGCCCAAAGUAUCAUAAAAGCCGAUUCUCAAAUCUUGCCGCCUGACACAUCUGCAUGUGUCUCACCAGGGACUAGCGGCAUGGAGCAGGCGACUAAACUGGAACCUCAUUAAGGAGUUUCAACUUCAAAACUAGGAAGGUAGAUUAAUACAGGGACAUUUCUCUCCCCCCCCCUUCAAAAAGAUUAAUUCAGGAUGUUACAGAUUACACCAACAAUGGAGGUCUAUAUCAGGGGUGGGGAACAUCAGGAAUGGUAGUCAAAUGUGCCCCCCCCGUCUCUUUGCCUGGCCCAUGGCAUUCUCCCCAGGCCAAAAGCUAUUGCCAGCCCUUCUCUGCAAUCUGAGUUCUUUUAUUAUCUUGAAUUCUGCUAAUGUUUCUAGUUUGCCUGGAUGAAGGGUGAAGUGAAGUCUAUCUAUCCAAGCCAGCUUACUUUUGAAAGUUAAACUUCCUUUUGGUGCUUCUCCCUCUUUUGCCUCUGCCCCGCCCACCACUCACAUGUGGCCCUUGGAAGGUUUCUCGGGGAGGAGCGAGGCCCUUGGGCUCCCCACCAUUCUGCCCCCUCAAAAAGCAGUCAAAAAGAAAUGAUGCUAUCCCUGCUAUUGCCUGCAAAGAUGACACACGUUUCCAUAAAAAUUCCUUAUGGCCAUUUCUGUGUGUGAGAGGCAAACUGAAGGUGGUAAAGUGCCCUGUAAACAAAGCAAAACCCAGGUAUAGGACCGCCUUCUCACACUUUGGGGUCUGAGCAGAAGUCUCCAGGAUUCCCUGACGCCCUCCAGGCGGCAGGUGGAAGGUUGAAUCUCCAGGGGGGCAAAAGUGCCUUUAACAAAAAUAUACAUAGAAAUAUUUAGAAGACCCUGCAUGUCACUUGCAAGCUUCAGCCCAGCAAGAGCUGGCUGCAAAUGAUAGCCCAUACCUUUGGGGUGGGAUCUGCCCUCCUCUUCUUGCCUCUCCCAAUUAACUUCCAUCUCAGGGGCUUCCCAUAUGACAGGGGCGCCUUACUCUCUGCAGCCUCUCUUUGCCUUUUGGGUCAGGCUUGCCCCGGGGAUGGAGCAGCCGCGGCCGGCAGCCCCUCUCUGCACAUGGGGCAGCCCAGUUGAGGAGAGGGCAGCAGCUCUCUGCCGCUGACUCUCCAUUCACACACCGAAGCAGGGGGAAGGGGACAGACCUGGUCAACCCCCCACCAGAAAACACACCUGGUGGAUAGCGGGCUGAGUGGCUCUGGCGGGGCUGAGUGUGACGUCAUGGGCAUGUGGUGCUCCCCCCCCCCCACAACUCCGUGUGCCUGCCAGAUGACGUCAUUGGGGGCUGCCCUGACUUCUCAGGUUUGGGCCCUGAAAUCUCAAGGUCUGAAAUGCUGCUGACCUGGCAACCCAAACCCCAGCAAAGUCCUGAGGCUCUGCCAUGAUUGCAGCUUGAUACGACUUCCAAAGGAAGAAUAAAAUUACCAUAAAUUUUGCUCUAUAAGACUCACUUUUUCCCUCCUAAAAAGUAAGGGGAAAUGUGUGUGCAUUUUAUGGAGCGAAUGCAGGCUGCGCAGCCAUCACUGAAGCCAGAACAGCAAGAGGGAUUGCUGCUUUCACUGUGCAGCGAUCCCUCUUGCUGUUCUGCCUUCUGAGAUUCAGAAUACCUUUUUUUUUUCUUGCUUUCCUCCUCCAAAAACUAGGUGCGUCUUGUGGUCUGGUGUGUCUUAUAGAGCGAAAAAUACGGUAAUUGCUGCCCCCAUCAAAGAAAACAAUGGCCCAGAACUUCUAGAGAACUUUAUUUUCUGGCCCCUUGCCCCACCUCUCCAUUGACAAAAUGCCACCCCCAGUUUGUUCCUUCCAUCACAUGUCAAGGAGAUAAAUAACUACACAUCCAAAGGCAGUCCUGAAUAGGGAAGUUUUUAAUGUUUGAUGUUUUAUUAAGCUUUUAUAUCUGUUGGAAUCCGCCCGGUCAGGUGGACAAGGUACUACUAUUGUUAUUGUUACUGGCAAACAGGGUGGUGAUAUUUUGUGUGUCUGCAGAUUUACCUUGGCACUUAGCUCUAAGAACUAUGUCUCACACACAUUCAUUCUUCUGCAUUUCCAUUCUCACGAGGACCAGCAACCUGCUUGCUUUUAAUCAGAGACGUAUACUCCCCUCCUGCCGCAGCUGCUGUCCCUCCAUCAAAGCAACCCACAUUCCAAAGGCCUGAGUUCCAUCCCAGGUCCCUGGGAGGAGAGGGUUGGACUAGAGGACCUUGGAAACCCCUUCCAACUCCAACAGUUCCUUUGGUCCAUCUGGCUGGGUGUUGUCUACACUGACUGGCAGAGGAACGCCAGGUCUUCAGACGGAGGAAAUUCUCUGUCCUGCCUGGAAAGAGGGCCCACCUUGAAAGAGGGACCGAUGAGCUAUGGCUCUUUCUCUAGAAAUAAUGAAACCCUUGAUUUGUCAGUAAAAAGCUUUGAAGCAAUAAUGGACGUUCCCAGAAUGAAGGUCCACCUAGAUCAGUGUUGUUGGCACUGACUGACAGCAGCUCUUCAGAGUUUCUGUUUCAUAGAAGGGUCUCUCCACAGCUGAGCCGUGGGUUGAACCUGGGACCUUCUGCAUGCAGAGCAGGUGCUGCACCUGCUGAGCUACAGGGACGGGGGGGCGGGGAUGUGUGUGUUCCAGGGAAGACUUUGUUUUGCAAGGGAGAUUGCUUGACUCUUCUCCUUCACCUUCCUGCAGCUGGUCCACAAGGCUACUCUGAACAAAAACGUCCAGAUUAUUCCCCUGCCCACAUCUAGCAGCGACCUCCCCAAUGGGACCCCCUGCAGCCUGGCAGGAUGA
This is a messenger RNA of Podarcis lilfordi (Lilford's wall lizard), 5590 nucleotides long. Lineage: Eukaryota; Metazoa; Chordata; Lepidosauria; Squamata; Lacertidae. The record is from the annotation of a GenBank genome assembly.